Mesitornis unicolor (brown roatelo) is the source of this 901-nucleotide messenger RNA. It is a transcript of the gene NPM1, whose product is annotated as nucleophosmin (nucleolar phosphoprotein B23, numatrin). The annotation marks the transcript as partial. Gene Ontology annotation, cellular component: centrosome; nucleolus; ribonucleoprotein complex. The record is from RefSeq and is a predicted model, not a curated record. Gene Ontology annotation, molecular function: histone binding; RNA binding; chromatin binding. NCBI's taxonomy places the organism in Eukaryota, Metazoa, Chordata, Aves, Mesitornithiformes, Mesitornithidae. Gene Ontology annotation, biological process: ribosomal small subunit biogenesis; ribosomal small subunit export from nucleus; regulation of centrosome duplication. The transcript has 10 exons.
AGGUCUUUUCACAGGCUGCGAGCUUAAAGCGGAUAAGGAGUAUCAGUUCAAGGUAGACGAUGAAGAAAAUGAGCAUCAGUUAUCUUUGAGAACGGUUACUUUAGGGGCUGGAGCCAAAGACGAAUUGCACGUUGUAGAAGCAGAAGCUUUGGACUAUGAAGGAAACCCUACUAAAGUAGUACUGGCAUCUCUGAAAAUGUCAGUGCAGCCUACGGUUUCAUUAGGUGGCUUUGAGAUCACACCACCAGUGGUCUUGAGGUUGAAAUGUGGUUCAGGGCCUGUUUAUGUCAGUGGUCAGCAUCUUGUGGCAAUAGAGGAAGAACCAGAAUCAGAUGAUGAGGAAGAUGAUACAAAAAUUGUGAACACUUCAACAAAGAGACCAGCAAGUGGAGGAGGAGCUAAAACACCACAGAAAAAAGCAAAAUUAUCAGAAGAUGAUGAGGAUGAUGACGAUGACGAUGAAGAUGAUGAUGAUGAUGAGGAUGACUUAGAGGAUGAUGAGGAGGAAAUUAAAACACCAGUUAAGAAGCCUGUCCGUGAGGCUUCAGGAAAAAACAUGCAGAAAGCAAAGCAAAAUGGAAAAGACUCUAAGCCAUCCACACCAGCAUCUAAAUCAAAAACUCCAGAUUCCAAGAAGGAUAAAACUCUGACUCCAAAAACUCCAAAAGUCCCUCUGUCGUUAGAGGAGAUAAAAGCAAAAAUGCAAGCAUCUGUAGAUAAGGGUACUACCCUUCCUAAGCUGGAACCCAAAUUUGCCAACUAUGUUAAGAAUUGCUUCAGGACGGAGGACCAGAAGGUCAUUCAAGCUCUCUGGCAGUGGAGACAGACUCUGUAAGAAAAGAAAACAGUUUAAACAGUUCAUUAAAUUCUGCAGUCUUAUUUCUGUAACCAUUAUUUGGCU